This is a messenger RNA of Labeo rohita (rohu), 1658 nucleotides long. RefSeq lists its product as uncharacterized. NCBI's taxonomy places the organism in Eukaryota, Metazoa, Chordata, Actinopteri, Cypriniformes, Cyprinidae. The transcript has 2 exons. Gene Ontology annotation, biological process: DNA integration. Gene Ontology annotation, molecular function: nucleic acid binding. Bases 118 to 1179 code for a protein of 353 amino acids. The record is from RefSeq and is a predicted model, not a curated record.
CCCAAGGAACAUCACGUUACAAAGCUGAUAAUCGCACACCACCAUGAGAAAAUUCAGCAUCAAGGUAAAGGCCUUACAGCAAAUGCAAUCAGAUCCAGUGGUUAUUGGAUUCCAAGUAUGAGUAGGGCUGUAUCCUCAUGUAUACGUCAGUGUGUUGUUUGUCGCAGACUUAGAAGAUUACCAGAAGGUCAAAGAAUGAGUGACUUACCCGAGGAACGCAUGGAACCUUCGCCGCCAUUCACUUAUUGCGGGAUGGACUGUUUUGGUCCUUUCGUAACAACAGAAGGAAGGAAACAAUACAAACGUUAUGGUUUGCUCUUCACAUGCUUUUGUUCAAGGGCCAUUCAUUUAGAGAUGUUAGAGGACAUGUCCACUGAUGCAUUCAUCAACAGCUUGAGAUGUUUCAUAGCCAUCAGAGGUGCUGUUCGUCAAAUUCAGUGUGACCAAGGUACUAAUUUUAUUGGUGCCAAAAACGAGUUCAAAGCAGCCCUACAAGAGUUAAACGAGGAGAGAUUAAGCUCAUUUCUCUCACAAAGACAGUGCGACUUUGUUAUGAAUGCUCCUCACUCGAGUCAUGCAGGAGGGGUUUGGGAGCGUCAGAUCAAGACGGUCAGAAGUGUACUCAGUUCAAUCCUAGCAUUAGCUCACAACAGACUCCGUGACUCUGUACUAAGGACUGUGCUAUAUGAAGUAAUGGCCAUAGUCAACAGCAGGCCGCUCACUGUAGACACUCUGUUUAGCCCGGACAGUCUAGAGCCAUUGACCCCCAAUCAUCUCAUUCAAAUGAAAUCCAUCUCAGCACUGCCCCCACCUGGCACAUUCCCGAGAGAGGAUCUGUAUGGAGCCAGGAGAUGGCGUCAGGUUCAGUAUCUGGCGGAGCAAUUUUGGAGCCGUUGGAAACCAGAAUACCUCCACAGUAUCAUGGCAAGACAGAAAUGGCAUUCCCCAAAAAGAAAUUUACAAGUGGGUGAUGUUGUGAUGGACAUGGAUGAAUCGUCACCUCGUUGCGAGUGGAAACUUGCAAAAGUUGUGGAUAUUGUUGAAGGAAAGGAUGGACUUGUGAGGAGAGUGAAAAUCUCAGUAGGAGACAAGAGACUAACCAAAGAUGGUAAACGCUUAAGUAAGCUUUCCAUAUUAGAGCGACCUGUGCAGAAGUUAGUUCUGUUGUUGGAGGCUUAAAGACUUUAAAGGGGUAUUGAUGUAGUUUAAAGUUUAUUUUGGAGGUCAUUUUCUAAUGUGAAAAUUAUUCGUAAUACUUCAAAGAAAACUCUUAAUUUUGGUGGGAGUGUAAAUGACCUAUAUUUAAUUUAUUUUUGUAAGAAAGAUAAUACUAUUGGUUGUUCUUUGAUAGUUAAUGUUGCAUUUAUUUUAUAUUUCCAUUUGUAUAUUUCAAUUGAUGUUUCGUUUUGAGGAACCUUUAUUUUGAAAUUUACGCGCUACCUUAGGUUAGUUCCUACCAGGAAGUAAAAAAAAAAAACGGGAGUGUAACGUUAUAGGUAGAGCAGAUGGUGAUUGCUGUUUAUCGGAAAACAGAUUAAAAACAAGGCUAAAGAUUAUUCUGCAUGUUUAGCACCCUCCGAAGUGGCACAAGCUCUUAUGUUGGUGUUGGCUUUGAUUUAAUAAAAAAUCAACGAACCAUCAGUUAAAGUUGCUGACCA